Messenger RNA from Cordyceps militaris CM01, 825 nucleotides. Its product is annotated as muramidase, putative. The coding region runs from base 1 to 825 and encodes 274 amino acids. The transcript has a single exon. The record is from RefSeq and is a predicted model, not a curated record. NCBI's taxonomy places the organism in Eukaryota, Fungi, Ascomycota, Sordariomycetes, Hypocreales, Cordycipitaceae.
AUGCUGGCCAUUGCCCUCUUCUCCGCCGCGCUGGUCGCCGGCGUCCACGGCGCCGACGCCAACACCACCACAGUCGCCACGACCUUUUCCACGACGCCCGUCGUCGCCGCUCCCACCACCGCUCCGGCCGCGCCUGCCGCUCCGGCCGAGCCUGCCGCGCCGGCGGAACCCGUCUCGGUGGCGGCGCUGCCCGACAACUACACGCUCUUCAAGGGCGACGGGUCCACGACGCAAGGCUGGCCUGCCGUGGGCGACUGGGGCUCGUUUGACGCGCUGUGGCAGGCCAACGCGCCGCUGAUUGCGCAGUCGUGCUCCAACCACAGCUGGGGCGCGGACAAUUCCGAAAAGGAGACGUGGCAGCUGCGCACGGCGAUUGAAGCCGCCGCGGCCACCAACAACAUUGACCGGCGCUUCGUCCUGGCCACGGUGCUGCAGGAGUCCAACGGCUGCGUGCGCGCGCCGACGACGGAGAACGGCGUGCGCAACCCGGGCCUCAUGCAGAGCCACAACGGCGACGGCGACUGCGCCACAAAGGACCCCUGCCCGUGGGAGCAGAUUACGCAGAUGAUCAAUGACGGCGCUGGCGGCACAAAGGAUGGUGAUGGCCUGCGCCAGACGCUCGCCGCGGCGAGGAACAGCACAGGCAGCAAGGAGGAGAGGAUGUUUUACGCGGCGGCGAGGCUGUAUAAUUCGGGCUCGGCCGACUUUGAGAAGCUCGGCGAUCCGGUGGGCGCCACGGCGUGCUAUGUCAGCGAUAUCGCGAAUAGGCUCACCGGAUGGGUCUUUUCGCCGUCGGAGUGCCGCAAGCCGGGCGUCGUGCCGUAA